UCAGAAGCUUACAUUCUAAUGAAUCAAUCUUUCAUGAAGCAUUUAUUAAACACCUGUUAUAUACCAGGUGCUGCCUCAUCCAGGUCUUGUAUUCUAUUGACAUGGGUUUAGAGUACCCAUGAUCACUACUAUAUAAUGACAAUAAUAGUAAUAAUAAUAACUAUUAUAGCUUGCAUUUAUGUAGUUCUACAACUUUUAAAGAUAUUUUACAUGCAAUAUCAUAUUUGAUCUUAAUAACAACUUUGGGUGAUAGGGUAAGUUUAUCUUUUCUUUUACUCAGAUGUACUGACUGGUUUGCUGAAAUUUUACCUUUGUAGGUAUUUUCAAAAUUUCAUCAGUAAAACAAAUAUAGAAUGAAUAUAAAUUCACAUAUUUUCAUUUGGGUUAUGUUAUUGCAGUUUUGCUAAAAUGCAGUAUCAUGUUCAUUUAGAGCCCAGAUAGUUUUGGAAAUUUUUUUGUUUUUCUUUAAAGAAGCUAUUGUGUCUUAUAAGAGCCAUACAGAGAUUAGACUAAGGAUUUAAAACCUUUCAUUCCAAGGUCAUAGAAAUGGAAAUGAAAACAAUAAAUAUUUUGAUAGAAAUGAUAAUUCUGAACUUUGAGCUUCACAGAAUUGCUUUUGCCUAGUGCCAAGCCCAGAAUGUUGUUCAUUUAUGGACCUUUAGGCCCAUGUUAUCUCAUGGGAAAGGCAUUUGACUUUUACUGAUAGAUUGUAAAAGGGAUGUUGACAUCAGUGCUGAAGAGAUCAUCUGGUCUCUGCAGAGACAGCAUGGGUUCGGCAGAGGGCAGGCUUCAGGAUGUAGGCUAAUGAAUGAGUAAUGACUAAGGAAAGAUUAGCUGCCUGACUUGGCCUCUAGACAGCCAGAAGUUAGGGAGAGGUUAAACAGCAGGAGAGAGAAUCUGGGUGAGUUUCACAGGAGCCUAAGGGAAAAGAACAGAUUGAUAUAGGAACAAUUUGUUAUGGUUGUUUAUUCAUAUGAAAAUGAGAAGCCUAUGUAUCACAUAGACAACAGUAUUUAUAAGCAGCUGAAAUAUAGAAUGAGCAGAUAGAACCGGCAAUCAAGGCUUGUUAAUGUCAUUCAGUUUAAUAGGGAAGUGAAAGACGUUUGAAGAAAAAAACUGGAAGUGAGUUUUCCUUUCGGUAAAGUUGGGGGAGGGGAGUGUAGAAAAAAAAGAAAAGAAAGGGAAUCUUUAGAUUUAUUUGUUUUUCUUUUAAACCUAUCACCUGGCUUUUAGUUAUCAUCUGAAAUGUUUCUUUGUGGCAUGUUAAGAUCAAUAAGAAGAUACGGGAUUUUAGCACCUUUAAUCCCCUGCUACAGGAACCAAGGAAAAACUGUGUAGGAAAUCUAAUGGAUGAAGAUGAGAAGGACAGAGCAAAGAGAGCUUCACGAAACAAGUCUGAGAAAAAACGUCGUGACCAGUUCAAUGUUCUCAUCAAAGAACUUAGUUCCAUGCUUCCAGGGAACACUCGAAAACUGGAUAAAACUACAGUGCUUGAAAAAGUCAUUGGAUUUUUACAGAAACACAAUGUUUCAGCACAAACUGAACUCUGUGACAUUCAGCAAGACUGGAAGCCUUCAUUUCUCAGUAAUGAAGAAUUCACCCAGCUGAUGUUAGAGGCAUUAGAUGGCUUCAUUAUUGCAGUGACAACAGAUGGAAACAUUAUCUACGUAUCUGACAGUAUUACACCACUCCUUGGGCAUUUACCGUCAGAUGUCAUGGAUCAGAAUUUGUUAAAUUUCCUUCCAGAACAGGAACAUUCAGAAGUUUAUAAGAUGCUCUCUUCUCAUAUGCUUGUGACUGAAUCUUCCUCUCCAGAAUACUUAAAAUCUGACAACGAUUUAGAGUUUUAUUGUCAUCUUCUCAGAGGCAGUUUGAACCCAAAGGAAUUUCCAACAUAUGAAUACAUAAAAUUUGUAGGAAAUUUUCGGUCCUACAACAAUGUGCCUAGCCCCUCUUGUAACGGCUUUGACAAUACAGUGACAAGGGCUUACCGUUCACCACUAGGAAAGCAAAUCUGCUUCAUUGCAACUGUUCGUCUGGCCACACCUCAAUUUCUAAAGGAAAUGUGCAUAGUUGAAGAACCUUUAGAGGAAUUCACUUCAAGACAUAGCCUGGAAUGGAAAUUUUUAUUUCUGGAUCACAGAGCUCCACCAAUCAUAGGAUAUUUGCCUUUUGAAGUGCUGGGUACUUCUGGCUAUGAUUAUUAUCACAUAGAUGACCUAGAACUUCUAGCCCGGUGCCAUGAACACUUGAUGCAGUUUGGCAAAGGAAAGUCUUGUUGUUAUCGGUUUCUGACCAAAGGACAGCAGUGGAUAUGGCUCCAGACCCAUUACUACAUCACCUACCAUCAAUGGAAUUCCAAGCCAGAGUUCAUUGUCUGUACACACACUGUAGUCAGUUAUGCAGAUGUUCGAGUGGAAAGGAGGCAAGAACUAGCUCUGGAAGAUUCAGCAUCUGAGGUUGUCGACUCUUCAACACUAAAGGUACCAUGCCUCUUGGACAAGGGGGCAAGCUUGGAUCCUCAACAACACUUUGGUGCUCUUGAAGUGGGAGCCUCUGUCCUUAACACUAGCCAAUCACCAUCAGCAUCUUCAAGAAGUUCUCACAAAUCUUCCCAUACACCCAUGUCUGAGACUGCCUCCACUCCAACCAAACUGAUCACAGAAUCCAGUACCCCUUCCUUGUCAAGGACCUCCAGCCUACCACAGGAGUUACCCAUGCAAGGGCUCAGCCAGUCUGCUGCAAUGCCUGCUUCUCUGCCUUCUCAGUCACCCUGUGAUCUGCUUACACAGCAUCUGCUGCCUCAGGCUGUUUUGCAAAGCCCACCUACACCCAUGACACAGUUCUCAGCACAAUUCAGCAUGUUUCAAACCAUCAAAGACCAGCUAGAGCAGAGGACUCGGAUCCUGCAAGCCAACAUUCGGUGGCAACAAGAAGAACUACAUAAAAUCCAGGAGCAGCUCUGCAUGGUCCAGGACUCCAACCUCCAGAUGUUUUUACAGCAGUCAGCAGUAUCUCUAAGUUUUAGCAGCAUACAGCGUCCAGAGCCUCAGCAGCAACAGCAGCUACAGCAGAGAUCAGGAGUCGUUUCCCAGCCACAGCUUGUUCCUAGUUCUCAACUCCCAGGCCAAAUUGCAACUUCCCAAAUAGCGAACCAGCAGCUGCUACGGGAAUCUAGUGUGAUAGCAAGCCAGGGUCAAAAGCCAAUGAGAAGUACACAAGUCAUGCAGGGAAAUGGCCACUCCGUGAGCAGCUUAACCUCACAGUUCAGCAGCACAGCCUUACUUCCACAAGCGCUAAGCCUGGCCACACCUGGUUCUGUCACCCAGGAUACUGGACAGUGUCACCCCAGUCCAGACUUCAGCCAUGAUAGGCAACUCAGACUGCUGCUUAGCCAACCAAUCCAGCCAAUGAUGCCUGGGUCAUGUGAUGCAAGGAGGUCCUCAGACCCUGGUGGCACUGGUCGGCAAGUAAAAUAUCCUCAGAGUCCAUCUGGAUUUCCAAGUCUGGAAGUGCAAACCUCUAGCAGCAGUACCUCCACCCCUAUUCUGCUGAUGGGACAAGCUGUGUUGCACCCUGGCUUCUCUACCACCCAGCCAUCCCCUUUGCAGCCUCUACAGCCCCAGCAGCCACCACACUAUUUGCAGGUACAGACACCAACCUCUUUGCACAAUGAACAGCAAGACUCUCUGCUUCUACCAGCCUAUUCACAACAAGGGACCAUGGGAUAUCAUCCCACACCUCCCCAGCCCCCACCGCCACCGCCACCACCACCACCGCCACCGCCACCACCUCCACAUUCAUCCCGAAGGCCUAGCAGUCUAUCAGAGUCCUCAAGCCUCCAGCAGCCUCCACGAUAGAAUGCCAACAGAAUGUCAAUACACAAUCAGCUUUAACCAAUGGACAAAGAGGGACGGGGCAGGGGAGGAAAGGAUUUUGGAUCUAAACUUUUGGCAUUUGCACACUGCAGAAUACAUUUCAGAACUCCUAGAUCUCAGAGUGCAGGUUGCAAUAGAUAGAAAAUUAUCAAGAUCUGGUUGUCCUUGGUUCCCCCUGGCUCAGUGGAUCUCGAUGUACUCUACAGCCAUACAUGACCACUCAGACUGGAAAUGAACAGUAUUCUGUGUGAAUCCCAUCCUUAUUGGGUAAACACUUGGAGAAAGCACUUUUUGCUACAUCCUUGUGAGCACAUCCAUUUUACUCCAGCUGACUGUGGACUGUCUAUAUGAAAUAUUUGGCCUUUAUUCUUUCAAUCUUCUUUCCUUUGCAUUUGAGAAGCACUGGGUCAAAGAUCUGUUGAAGAGAGAAAGAACAAGAGAUUAUUUUUAUUAUUGUUAAUAUUUUUUUUGCACAACUGCACAGAAGAAAUAACUUAGGCACUUUCUGUAUAAAAUUAAAAAAAAUAAAAGUCUAUUUACUUCAUG
Molecule: messenger RNA, 4424 nt
Organism: Sarcophilus harrisii (Tasmanian devil)
Lineage: Eukaryota; Metazoa; Chordata; Mammalia; Dasyuromorphia; Dasyuridae
Gene: NPAS2
Product: neuronal PAS domain protein 2
Exons: 21
Coding region: 1347-3860 (837 amino acids)
Biological process (GO): circadian regulation of gene expression; regulation of transcription by RNA polymerase II
Cellular component (GO): CLOCK-BMAL transcription complex; cytoplasm; nucleus
Molecular function (GO): RNA polymerase II cis-regulatory region sequence-specific DNA binding; protein dimerization activity; DNA-binding transcription factor activity, RNA polymerase II-specific
Source: RefSeq, a predicted model, not a curated record